This is a messenger RNA of Vigna unguiculata (cowpea), 1890 nucleotides long. RefSeq lists its product as uncharacterized. Lineage: Eukaryota; Viridiplantae; Streptophyta; Magnoliopsida; Fabales; Fabaceae. Gene Ontology annotation, molecular function: starch binding. The record is from RefSeq and is a predicted model, not a curated record. Gene Ontology annotation, cellular component: membrane.
UGGUUUUCUUUUUGAGUAAUCCAGUUCAUGGGUUCUUGUUUCUUUGGAAGAUGGUUGCUUUCGGGUGGGGGAGAUUCUAUUGGGUUCCCCAAGAUAUGCUUCUUUUUCUUUUCUUGCCUCUUUUUCUUUUCCUGAAUAUUCGUGUACUGUAGUUUACCAACUAAAAGGUCGAGUUUGGGCAGUUUUAUCGCAUCUUUUGGUUUCUUUUUUACACUUUUAUUCUUCCUUUUAUGUGAGUGAGUGUGUGUAGAUCCAAAACUUGCUGCUGACCAUUUCGUUUUACUUCUAUACGUCUUGGUUCUGAUUCCAUUGUCACUUUCUUUUUUGUAGCCCUUUUUUAGGAAUGAUUAUCUAUUGAAAUGUUUGACGGCUUCAACAUCAAUUCUGUUUCUGUUUGCUUUUUCCUUUACCAUUUGCCACCUACACAAUCUUUUGCUUUAAUUUCAUUUAGUUUUUCAAGAUUUACUGUCUUUAUACCAAGCAUGAAGUAAGAUUCUUUCUUGCUUAGUUCCGGUUUGAAGUUUUCUCUGUUUCUCUGAUGUUACUGGUGGACUUGGAAGCUGCAGAACCUGAAGCUGAAAACAAUAAACAAACAAAUGAAUCGAAGUUUGUUCGUGUAGCAUUUGGGUUGCAAAAGAAUUGUGAGUUCGGAGAACAGUUUCUUAUAGUUGGAGAUGAUCCUUCGCUUGGUUCAUGGGACCCAUUAGAAGCAUUGCCGAUGACAUGGUCUGAAGGACAUAUAUGGACUGCUGAGGUGGAUAUGCCUGCUGGAAAGUUGAUCCAGUUCAAGUUCAUAUUGAAAGGAAAAGAAGGUGAUAUUAUUUGGCAGCCAGGAUCAGAUAGAGUCAUCCAGACUUGGGAAACUGUGAAUACAAUAACUGUUUGUGAAGAUUGGGAGUAUGCAGAACUUCAGACAAUAGCAGAGGCAGAUCAGCUUGCUGAACCAGAUAAGGAAACCCCGAAUGACUCUGAAGUGUCUGCUUCUGCUGAAAUUUUGGAUAACCCUCACAACGAACUGGAUUCCAAUGCAUCUGAAGUAACGACUGCUGAAGAUUCCAAAUUUUAUGAGAUACCACUUGCUGAAACAGUCACUGAUAAUAGUAGUUCUUCCUUGACGGAAAUUCGUCGUCGUGCUAUUGCAAGAAACAUAAUUCCCGAUGAGGAAUUCUUCAAGGAUACUAGCAGUAAAUGGAAUGAAAAGAUUGAACCGAGUGAAGAAUCAGCUGAUCUUGGAAACAAUGGAAGUAUUGCAUCACUGGAGGAUGAGGAAGGGACAGUUGUGGAAAGCAGCUUAUUAUUUGAAUUUGUAGGCGAUCCUGUUCUUGUACCUGGCUUAACAAUACCACCAACUGAGCCAAGUAACGAGGCAAGCCAAGGUGAAGAAGUUCAAGAAAAGACUAGCAAGGACAUUUCAGUUGAAGCUUCUGAAACUGAUCAGGAUCGGAAUCCACCCGAGUUCAGUAAGGAGCAAGAAACUAAUGAUGCACAGAACUAUGAAUCUGAAGAUGGCACUCCCUUGCAAAAUCACAUGAAAUGGGGCCAGGCAAGCGUUAAGAAGUUUCUUUCACAACUAGGAUUCCAUUGAGGGUCAAACUUUAUGGAAGAAACAUCAUUGAAAUUGAUCUUUUCUGAUCCAUUUGAACAAAUCUUACUGCAUGGGAAAGAUGGAAGGAGGUUCAAUGUUGGGUGUAUACAGCUGUCACUUAGAUUGUAUUAUCUUUCAAUUUUGGCUACUUCUGUGAUCUGUGUAGCUGGUAGGAGUUUCGUGGGCGAUAGAUAGCUCUGUGGUUAUGAAUGGCAUAGUGAUAGUAGUUGGUAUCAUGUAUCCUCUUAUAAUAAGUACUAUGAAACACUUCUAUGUUUUGCCUAAUUCAUUCUUAUGCUUUAAAA